Messenger RNA from Arachis stenosperma, 2007 nucleotides. Its product is annotated as probable anion transporter 4, chloroplastic. Gene Ontology annotation, biological process: transmembrane transport. Gene Ontology annotation, cellular component: plastid. The coding region runs from base 111 to 1700 and encodes 529 amino acids. The transcript is spliced from 9 exons. The record is from RefSeq and is a predicted model, not a curated record. Gene Ontology annotation, molecular function: phosphate transmembrane transporter activity. NCBI's taxonomy places the organism in Eukaryota, Viridiplantae, Streptophyta, Magnoliopsida, Fabales, Fabaceae.
AUCAGCAAGAACCAAGGUCAUUGCCGUAAUUUCGUAGUCAGCAUUCAACAAACCGGCCCCGUCAGAUAGUCAGUCACUGUCGGAACUCUUCUUCUUCCUCCUCCGGCGUCAUGUCCCUUUUCUUCGCCCCCGCUCUCGGAGGAGCAGCCGCCUUAAAAGCCAUUCCUUCGCCGCAAAAGAACCACCGUACCAGAACCUCCGAUCAGCUCUACCUCCUCUCUUCGCAAAUUCACUGGCUCAAUGCCUCCCCUUCUUCUCUUCGUCCUCUUCGCUCCGUUCAACAACGCCUUCGAGUUCGGGUUUCUUCAAACGACGCUCACUUCAACUCCAUUCCCGACAAGAACGAACCGUACAACCAGAAACGACAGCAGCAGCAGCAGCAACUGGAACCGAGUUUUACAGAGUUCAUCACUUCGGAGAGGGUGAAAGUGGUGGCGAUGCUUGCUCUCGCUCUUGCUCUGUGUAACGCCGAUCGCGUCGUCAUGUCAGUCGCCAUCGUGCCGUUGUCCCUCGCCAAUGGCUGGAGCCGCGCUUUUGCCGGUGUCGUUCAGUCGUCUUUUCUCUGGGGUUAUUUCGCUUCACCUAUAGCUGGAGGUAUGUUGGUUGAUCACUAUGGCGGCAAGGUGGUCAUGGCUUGGGGAGUGGCACUGUGGUCGCUGGCUACUUUUCUUACUCCCUUUGCUGCGGAGAACUCGCUUUUGGCACUGCUUGCUGUUCGUGCUUUGCUCGGCAUAGCUGAAGGAGUUGCUCUUCCUUCCAUGAAUAACAUGGUGGCCAGAUGGUUUCCUCAAACUGAACGCGCAAGGGCUGUUGGAAUUUCAAUGGCUGGGUUUCAGCUUGGAUGCGCAUUAGGGCUCUCACUUUCUCCAAUCCUUAUGUCACAAGGUGGUAUAUUUGGUCCAUUUGUGAUUUUUGGCUUGUCUGGGUUUCUUUGGGUCUUGGUAUGGUUAUCUGCAACGUCCAGCACUCCUGACCAAAGUCCUCAGAUAUCACAAUAUGAAUUGGAGUAUAUAUUGAAUAAAAGGCAAAAUUCUGUUGCCGUUGAGACAGCAAAAACCAGGAAAGUUAAAGUGAUCCCUCCUUUCAGGCGCUUGUUUUCUAAGAUGCCAACAUGGUCUCUAAUUGUUGCAAAUUCCAUGCAUAGCUGGGGGUUUUUUAUUGUUCUUUCUUGGAUGCCCAUAUACUUCAACUCGGUAUAUCACGUGGAUCUCAGGCAUGCAGCAUGGUUCAGUGCUGUUCCAUGGGCUGUGAUGGCUAUCAUGAAUUACAUGUCUGGCUUGUUGUCCGAUAUGAUGAUACAAAGUGGCACAAGUGUCACUUUGACUCGUAAAAUUAUGCAGACCAUUGGUUUUGUUGGUCCUGGAGUUUGUCUCAUCGGGUUGGCAACAGCAAAGAAUCCCUCCGUUGGUGCUGCUUGGCUUACUGUAGCUUUUGGCCUGAAAUCUUUCAGUCACUCUGGCUUUCUUGUGAACCUUCAGGAGAUUGCACCAAAAUAUUCUGGCGUUUUACAUGGAAUUUCAAAUACGGCUGCAACAUUGGCUGCUAUAAUUGGAACAGUUGGAGCUGGCUAUUUUGUUGAGCUAGUUGGUUCCUUCCCAGGAUUUCUGUGGCUUACAUCACUUCUGUAUUUUCUUUCUGCUCUUUUCUACUACCUCUUCUCAACUGCAGAGAGAGUAAAUUUUGAUGAUCCUGUUAGCUGAAGAGUAUCAGAAACGGUAUGCUGCAUUGUACAGAACAAUCUCUUGUAGUAUAUGAAAAGGAAAUUAGAUGAAGAAUGGAAAAAAUGGUUACAUUGUGAAGUUGUUCUUUUCCUGUAAAACAGACUCUAACCUUCUUCAAUUACCUGGCGUAUAACCAUUGAUGUAUAAUUGUAUAGUUUGUUUUUGGUCACCCUUGAUGGUAUUUGUUUUGGGUGCAUUUGGAGUUCUAGGUUUUCUCAGAUGUGGAAAAUAUGCUAAACAGGGUAUCCUUUUCUUUGCUUCUAAACAUCUUUCUAAUAAUAACUGA